CCGAAUCGUCGGUAGACCUUAUAUCUAGCGAUUUUCUAGCGGUUUAAAUCGAAUUUAGCGGAUUAUUUUUUCAGGAGUUGGCAACACUGCAAGUUGCUCGUGUCUUCCAUGUUCCAUUCUUCUACUACGCGGAGGAAGUAACAAUGGCGGACGCUGCUCCAGCCGCACGUGGUGGCUUUCGUGGAGGUUUUGGCUCUCGUGGUGGUGAUCGUGGGGGUUUGAGAGGUCGAGGAGGACGUGGUAGAGGUAGAGGACGCGGUCGUGGACGUGGGAAGGAAGACAGCAAGGAAUGGGUCCCAGUUACUAAGCUGGGUCGUUUGGUCAGAGAUGGCAAAAUCCAAUCUCUUGAACAUAUUUAUCUAUUUUCCCUGCCCAUCAAAGAAUUCGAAAUCAUUGACAAGUUUCUCGGGCCAGACCUCAAGGACGAGGUCUUAAAGAUCAUGCCAGUGCAGAAGCAGACAAGAGCAGGUCAACGCACGCGUUUUAAGGCUUUUGUAGCCAUUGGAGAUAGCAAUGGCCACAUUGGACUCGGAGUGAAGUGCUCUAAGGAAGUGGCCACUGCCAUUCGCGGUGCCAUCAUUCUGGCCAAGCUUUCCGUCGUGCCCGUACGACGCGGUUACUGGGGCAAUAAGAUCGGCAAACCACACACGGUGCCAUGCAAGGUGACUGGCAAAUGUGGCUCUGUGCAGGUGCGCCUGAUCCCAGCGCCCAGAGGUACCGGCAUCGUGUCCGCCCCAGUUCCCAAGAAGCUGCUGCAGAUGGCCGGCAUCGAAGAUUGCUACACCUCGGCCAGGGGCUCCACCUGCACCCUCGGCAACUUUGCCAAAGCGACGUAUGCCGCGAUCGCCAAGACGUACGCGUACCUGACGCCCGAUCUCUGGAAGGAGCAGGCCCUGGGCAAGACGCCGUACCAAGAAUUUGCAGAGUAUCUGUCAAAGACUCAUAAAGGAGGCGCAAGAGCAGCGGAAGUUGUCUAAAUAAAUAAGACAUUCAGCUGCCACAAAAA
Molecule: messenger RNA, 1006 nt
Organism: Monomorium pharaonis (pharaoh ant)
Lineage: Eukaryota; Metazoa; Arthropoda; Insecta; Hymenoptera; Formicidae
Product: 40S ribosomal protein S2
Exons: 3
Coding region: 144-977 (277 amino acids)
Biological process (GO): translation
Cellular component (GO): cytosolic small ribosomal subunit; ribosome
Molecular function (GO): structural constituent of ribosome; RNA binding
Source: RefSeq, a predicted model, not a curated record